Molecule: messenger RNA, 726 nt
Organism: Parastagonospora nodorum SN15
Lineage: Eukaryota; Fungi; Ascomycota; Dothideomycetes; Pleosporales; Phaeosphaeriaceae
Exons: 2
Coding region: 1-726 (241 amino acids)
Source: RefSeq, a predicted model, not a curated record
AUGAAGGUCCUCAUCAUCGGCGCUACAGGCAACUUUGGCGUUCGCCUCGUUCCAGCACUCCUUGCGCAUGGCCAUCACGUAGUCGUAUUUGUGAGAUCAGCAUCAAAGCUGGAGUCGCAACUUCCGGACACUCUCCAUUGCCAAAUUACCGUUGUUGAGGGCUCCGCAAAGGAUUCGGGCGCAGUCAAGAAUGCCAUCAUCGACCACGGUUGCGACGCGGUCGUAAUUACGGCAGGCCUAUCAGCUGUUGCUCCUUGGGCUCAUACCGACCUGCCAGUGAUAUUCCGUUCCGUUGUCGAAGCAGUACGGGAAGCGGCAAAGGAACGAGCCGCACCAGUUCGCGCAUGGUUCUUGGGCGGCCAGGGUGUGUUGAACUUCCCUGGGACAAAAGUCAUGAUAACUUCAUACGUUCCCAUCUUCCUCGAGCAUCGCGAAAACUAUAAUCUGCUCAGGUCUCUUCCAUCAGACUCAAUUGAAUGGUCCAUGUUCUGCCCAAAUACCAUGGUUCCUGAAUCUGCAUCACCAACAACAACUGUGCAAUCGAGGCCAGUCGCGAGUGCCGAUGUGCCGCCACUCUGGAAAGAUUCGUGGAUCAAGCAUAUUCCUUUGAUCGGCAGGACGCUGGUCUGCGCUAUAAACGCGAUGCGCUAUCAAACGACGCUGGAACAGAGCGCAGAGUUCAUUGCGGCUGAUCUUGAGUCGCACGAGAGCCCAUGGGUUGGAUGA